Messenger RNA from Plutella xylostella (diamondback moth), 4413 nucleotides. NCBI's taxonomy places the organism in Eukaryota, Metazoa, Arthropoda, Insecta, Lepidoptera, Plutellidae. The record is from RefSeq and is a predicted model, not a curated record.
GUGACCACAAAGUUGUAAGAUGGUAGGCGAGCCGUCUGCCGCGCCGCAAGCCUCCACGGCUCAGCCAUAGAGUAUAUCAUGCUCAGUCUGACAACACCACGCGGGCCGUCCGUACGAAUCGACUCCGAAAACAGGACGCGAUAAAAAAGAAACUAAUAAAAAAUAUAAACAAACUUCUCACUGGCCGGAAAGAAAAGAAAAAAGAAAACCCAAUGCCAGGGUCGUAGGACGCGUUCCAAUUUAGAAUUCUAAAUUCGUGUACGCGGGAAGCGCGGUGUUUCGCACGGUUUUGUUUUUUUAUUUUAUUUAAUAAUAAUUAUGUGGUAUAGUGGAUGAAUUUGUGUGUCGGAGUGAAUGAUAAUAAUCGUUAUUAAAAAUAAAUAAAAAUGUUAUCAAAUAAAUAACUUGUACCAAACAACAAACAAGUAAGUGUGAUUUGGAUUGGUGUAAAUAACAAAAGUGAACCAGUGACAACAAUAUAAGUAGUAUCUAAUUGUAUGUUUUGGUAAGGUUUUGGAAAGGAACCUUCCAAAACAUUCACCCAAUCACCCAACACUGCCAACCAUAAAACCUCAAACCAAGUGACGGAAAGAAAAACUUUUCAACCAUGAACCUCAUGUUCAGAAAGAACUUUAGUGGGGAGAAGAGCCAUAGCAGCAGCGGGGGAGGGGGGAAGGCCAAGGGGGCGUUGGGGGCGGGGAGGAACGCGAAGAGACGGGAGAGAGACCGGUUCUCUUCCAUCGAUGACCACCAGUACAGGAACAUCACUACGCAUCUAUUCUUCUCUGCGCCUCGGCAGGGCAGCUCGUUCAAUGUUGGAUCUGAGCGAUGCGGUCCAGUGCUCGGCGGCGGGUCGGGGCCGGAGCCCGAGCCCCCUCAGCCGCUCGUCAACAGAGAACCCUCCGUGUCGCUCAUGCGCUGGGAGCGGGCGCCCAGCCGCGCCGCCCACUGCCCGGGCGCGGACAAGCGGCGCUCGGAGCCGGUGUCGCUGGCCACGCUGCAGCGAGACUGCUUCGUGAUCCCGGCGCACGCGCUCGACCGGUUCCUGCCUGAUGGGGUGCCCCUGCCAGUCCCGCCGCCAACACCAGAGAAAGGCUCAACAACAAAGACCGCCGCCCAGAACGCGCUCAGCAUCCUCGAAGUAGCAGACCCGAAACUCUGCAUCCUAGCUCACCUCAUGAGCCCUCUAGAGCCCAUCGAACCAAUACUAGAGUCUCCACUCGCCAAACCACUCCUAAAACAAAGGACAGCGGCAGAAGAGCUAUUGAACGGCGUGGUAACAGCGAACACGGCUGUUGGAGGAAUGCUGCUAGCGAAUAUGGAGAAAAACGCGGAAUUCCCCUUCAUAUCGUACUACGUCAUCAAUACGAUGCAGACUGACCCUUUGCUAUUCUACAACAACAUGCGCAGUGCGUCGUUGACCAAGUUUGACCCGAAGACCAUCAGGUAUUCGGCCGCGCAUACCCUGGACCUGUACAGUGAAGUGGCGAUGAUAUGUCGACCGCCGUUCAAUGACCUGGCUGGUGGGCCUAAGAAGUCGCAUACUCCUGGCACUGGCUUCAUCAUUAGUGUUUAUAAGGUGUUCGAAGGCGACGACGGCGAGCGGUUCGAACGCAACUGGCUGUACUGGACCGGCGCUCGCAUGCUCUACCGCCAUCUACCCCACUCCGUCGGAAUGAGAAAGAUCGCGCUACACAAAUCCGUCGCGUCUCACGGCGACAAAAUGUACUUACUCGUCUGCGAGUGUGCCAACUUGUUGCACGAUUUAUCCGGCGCGUCGAUGCUAGUGACGGCGCUGCGGGCGCGGCUGUGUGGGUACACGGGGUUAUACCGCCCGAUUCAGACGUUCUAGUAGAGGGAGAGGAAGGCCUGGUUGGGCCUGGUUGUGUGAUUUUGUAGGGUUAUGUUAAUAUUAAAUGGGUUUUUUUGGGGUUUUUUGUGCAGGUUGGUGUUAUGUAAAUGGCCUAGCCAUUUUGCAGAAUGGAGUGUAUUUUUAAAAUUAGGUGUAUUUUUUUGUAACUGUUAAUAAAUUAUAAAAAGCACAAUUGGGACCUGAUCAGGCCAAAGGCUUAAGGAUUAAAUACUGAGCAAUGUACAUACGGAAGGUAAAUAAUGUUAUACAUAUAAAUAGAAUGGUCUGAAAGCCAAUGUUGUUGUGAACAAUAUGGACCAAACAACUUUUACCAUUUAAAUUUUAAACUAAAAGAUGUCUAACUGAAAUUAGCUAUCAGCCACGAAAAUGUUCUAAAAAUCGAAAUUUUAUCAUACUAUUUUAUAUUCCUACAAUUUCCUCUUUAGGUAAUGUCGUGUACUUUUUAAGGUAUAUUUGUUAAAUUUUUCAUGUAACACUAUACCCUUUGUCCUAUUGAGGACAACAUUUUAGCAAUGUUUCGAGUAAGGGGAUUUAAAAAUAUGGUUAUAACAUAAAUAUAGGUAUUAUUUUAUAAUACAUAUCUCUGACAUACAUAUCUUAAGGUCUUGUAAAUGAAAUAUAUUUUGAGGUAAUAAACUAAGGUAUAUGUGCAUCACAACAAUGUACUAACAUACCUUCCAAUUAAGUUUAUGACUACAACUGAUCCAAUCUUAUUAUAUUCUAAUAUUUUAUUCAGGAAGAAACUUGAGAUUUGUAAUUUUUAUCUGCCAUAGAAAUAAUAUCAGGCCUGAGAAACUAUUAAUGAAUAAAGUCUAACUAAAAUAAUAAUAAUCAGUAUUGUAUUGUAUGAUAUGAUAACGGCAAAGUUAACAUAAGUAUACUUACGUAUCCUAUAAUGUCUAUUAUAAUACAAAUAUCUACAAAAUAUUGGACUAAGUGGGUACUUUCUUUUGGUUUGGUAAAUUCUUUUUUUUUGAAACCGUGACGUGAAUCACAUAUUUAAGAAUCUCCACAAGAUAUUAUGAAUGUGUGUUUGACUGCCAUUGGACUACCUACAAACUUUUCAAUGUAAUAUUAUUUGACCUAAGUACCAUAGAAUGUAUUUUUUCAUGUUCCUGAAAUUUUAAUUAUUAGUUUUCUGUAGCUAUUAGCUACUUAUUACUAAAAAUAAUGACAUAAGAAACAUUGUAAAAAUUAAGAAAGCUGGACAAUUUUGGAAUCAAAUAAUUAUCUUAGGCUGUAUUUAAGCACAUUCGAUGCACAUACAUUUUAGUAGGUACAGGCUUAUGCUUUUUAAUCAAAGCUAAUGAUAAAGCUCUUACUAGUCAUUUUAAAAAUAUGCUAUGUUGUAUGUAAAGUUUACAACUAAGCAUUGUUCAAAACAAGUAGACAACGACAGUUUUAUGAAUAAAAACAUAGGUCGCUUUUAUAAUGCGAUGCACAAAGUUAAGGAUAAUUUGUUCAAUUACGACCAAAGAUCAAACGCUGUGAUUUAAAUAAAUUAAAUCAGUAUAGGUAACAGAUUUCUUUAGAACGUGUUAUACAUAUUAUAAAGAUUCGAAUAAAAUAUUCAAAAAAUUCAUUGGUUCGUUAUAAGCAGUAUUUUAUUUUAAAAAUUAAUAAUAGUAACCGUAUUUUUUUUGCCAUGGUGCUAGAUUUAGUCAAUUAGUAGAAGAAUUGAGGUAGAUGAUUGUUUGAUUAAAUUUAAAAAAAUUAGCGGUUUUAACAUAGAUAUUUGGCGAAAAUUAGUGUAUGACUGUGAACGUAAAGUGGCAACCCCUAUAUGUAUAAAUAACACUGUAAAGUGAAGCGUUCAGCAGAAUGGGCCGCCAUUUUAUGAAAUACCUACUACUGUAGAAGUAGUAGGCAUUUUAUAAAAUAGCGGCGGCAUAGGCGAUUUACAAUAUAGCACAACUAGACAAAAACUAAUUUCAAUCUAAUUAAAUUAAGUAAUUACCUAGAUGUUACUCCCCUUUGCCAAUUACCUACUUACUUAUAUUUUCAUUAGAAAGUUUAUUACCACUUUAGAUAAUUAUGUUCUCCCAUAAACGCACAGUAGGUAGUAUAAAAUAACAGCAUUCAUUGCUGUCAGUAUCUAAUUUUAAAAUUAUUACAAAUCUAUAUCCAAUUCUCGCCUACACAUUUAGCAUACCUAAUUCCGUGUUUGGGUCCCCAGAGGCAUGACAAAAUAUUGUUAUUAUUUCCCUAAAAUAUUAAAAGAUAAUGCCAUAUUACCUACCUCAUUAUCGUAAAACAUCAAUAACCAUGGAAAUCUUCAAAUUUAUGAUAAAUCUAAGUAGCUUAAAUUGUGUGAAGCAUUGUAUUUUGAAAGAAUCUUGUAAUUAUAGCAUUUAAUUAUUAUAUUUUUAUCCUAAUAGCUAAGAGAACCUAUUACAUUGAAUGAAGAAAAUAUUAUUAUAAAAUAGCUUAAAAGCUUUUGAAGCUAAGUUGCAAUUGUGAGCUAAGCUCUAGUCAUAGAUGAGUAGAAAUUUUAAUGAAUUUCAACUAUUUUUGUAAUAAAAAAUAUAAUUAUUAAAAUG